Messenger RNA from Brenthis ino (lesser marbled fritillary), 978 nucleotides. The record is from the annotation of a GenBank genome assembly. NCBI's taxonomy places the organism in Eukaryota, Metazoa, Arthropoda, Insecta, Lepidoptera, Nymphalidae.
AUGGACGUUUCAGAGGACCGAUUUUACGGCUCCCAGACGCCGGACCGAUCCGAGACGAACAGCCCGCGAUCGCAAAUGAGUAGUCCCAACUCGACCUCGUCGAUAAACGUCACGGACCAGUCCAUUUCAAUGUCACAGCAUCAGCAAAAUUUGGAAACUCUAAAUCGCAUGGGGAUGUUCUUCCACGCUCAACAGAUGCAUCUCAAUCAGAGUUUUGAUGUUGUAAAGUCCAGGUUAGGUUUGACCCAAGUGCCUAAUGGAAACCAGGGGCCGCGGCAUACGAUAGACGCAAUAUUGGGGUUGAAUGGGGGUAGGCAAAGAGUGCAGAGUGAUUUCGAGGCGAGAAAAGAAGAUCGGGAGCGAGAGUGUGAUGCUGUGCCCGUGUCACCUGGAGCCGUGGAAAGUGCGGGGGAGGGUUCGUGUAAUAGCAACGACGGCUUCCAAGCGCCGGUAGACGACAAGUCGGCGAGCGACGACGACACCCCCCGGCCCGGCUCGGCCUCCGACAAGAAGAAACAUCGCCGCAACAGAACCACCUUCACGACCUACCAACUGCACGAAUUGGAACGUGCGUUCGAGAAAAGUCACUACCCUGAUGUGUAUUCGAGAGAGGAGCUGGCCAUGAAAGUCAACUUGCCGGAAGUUAGAGUACAGGUUUGGUUUCAAAAUCGACGCGCAAAAUGGCGCAGGCAAGAGAAGAUGGAAGCGGCGAGACUUGGCUUAUCAGAGUACGGCGCGCCUGUGCCGCGGCUGACGGGCCUGGGCCUGCCGGUCGACCCCUGGCUGGCCCCACCACUACUCACUGCUUUACCUGGGUUCCUGAGCCACCCGCCCUCGGGCUACCCGAGCUACCUGACGCCGCCCGCCACCGCCCCGCCCGCCCCGGCGCCGCCCGACCCCCGCUCUUCUUCCAUAGCCGCCCUACGCCUAAAAGCCAAGGAACAUGUAGAGAGCAUCAGCAAAGGCCUCCAAAUGGUC